This is a messenger RNA of Vigna angularis (adzuki bean), 2691 nucleotides long. Its product is annotated as linoleate 9S-lipoxygenase 5-like. Gene Ontology annotation, biological process: lipid oxidation. Gene Ontology annotation, molecular function: protein binding; oxidoreductase activity, acting on single donors with incorporation of molecular oxygen, incorporation of two atoms of oxygen; metal ion binding. The transcript has 8 exons. NCBI's taxonomy places the organism in Eukaryota, Viridiplantae, Streptophyta, Magnoliopsida, Fabales, Fabaceae. The record is from RefSeq and is a predicted model, not a curated record. Bases 34 to 2604 code for a protein of 856 amino acids.
GGUGUUUGAAGCGGAGAAACAGGAAGAAGCUAGAUGGAGGUGAUCCAAAAGUUGGAGAGAAGGAGAGAGGUAAGAGGGAGAGUGACCCUAAUGAAGAAGGGGUUAUUGGAUUUCCAUGACAUAAAAGCGAACAUUCUUGAUCGAAUUCAUGAGUUAUUAGGGAGGGGUGUCUCUCUUCAGCUCAUUAGUGCUACUUCUCCUAACCCAGGUCCUAUCGGAGAAGUUGCAUACUUGGAGAAAUGGGUUUCAACCAUUUCUUCUCUAACAACUCCGGCAACAGACGUAGAAUUCUCCAUCACAUUUGAUUGGGAUGAAACCAUGGGAGUUCCUGGAGCAUUCAUCAUCAAGAACCAUCACCAUAGCCAAUUCUACCUAAAAACACUCACCAUUGAACACAUUCCUGGCCACGGCCCUGUCAAAUUUCUCUGCAAUUCUUGGGUCUAUCCCGUUCAUCGUUAUGCCUAUGAUCGUGUCUUCUUUGCCAACAAGGCUUAUCUUCCAUGUGAAACACCGGAGCCACUGCGCAGAUUCAGGGAACAAGAACUAAUAGUUCUUCGCGGAAAAGGGUUUGGAAGGCUUAAAGAGUGGGAUAGAGUUUACGACUAUGCAUGCUAUAAUGAUUUGGGAUCUCCCGAUAAUGGUCCUAACAGCGCACGCCCUGUACUUGGUGGAGGCUCACAGUUCCCGUAUCCCCGAAGAGGAAGAACUGGUCGGCCACACACCAAAACAGACCCCAAGACUGAGUCAAGAUUGCCUCUUCUAUGUGUAAAAAAGAUUUAUGUUCCAAGAGAUGAGCAGUUUGGGCACGUCAAGUUUUCAGAUUUUUUGGCUUACGCAGUAAAGUCUGUUAGUCAAGUUAUGCUUCCAGAGAUUACAUCUUUGUGUGACAAAACUUUUAAUGAGUUUGACACCUUUGAAGAUGUUCUUAGAAUUUAUAAGGGAUGUAUUAAGUUGCCAAGUGAUUCUCUGGUAAAAAAACUAAGAGAACUUGUUCCCUAUGAGUUGGUGAGAGAACUUAUUAGGAAUGAUGGUGAGAGAUUCCUUAAAUUUCCGUUGCCUGACGUGAUCAAAGAGAGUAAAAGGGCUUGGAGGACAGACGAGGAAUUUGCACGAGAAAUGCUUGCUGGGGUUAACCCUGUCAUCAUCCAACGUCUCCAAGAUUUUCCUCCUGUCAGCAAGUUAGACCCCAAUGCUUAUGGUGACCAAACUAGCUCCAUCAGGGCAACAGACAUAGAAAAUAGUUUAGAUGGGCUCACAAUAAAUGAGGCAAUUCAAGAAAAGAAGCUAUUUAUAUUAGAUCAUCAUGAUGCAUUGAUGCCAUACAUAAGUCGAAUAAACUCUACCAACACAAAGACUUAUGCCAGUAGAACACUCUUGUUUCUACAAGAUGACGGUACACUAAAGCCACUAGCUAUAGAACUAAGCUUACCUCAUCCACAAGGUGAACAACAUGGUGCUGUAAGCAAAGUUUUCGUUCCAGCUAAAGAAGGAUCAGCAGCUUCAGUUUGGCAGCUAGCUAAAGCUUAUGUAGCUGUGAAUGAUUCAGGAUAUCAUCAAUUGGUUAGCCACUGGUUGCACUCCCACGCAGUAAUUGAACCAUUCGUAAUAGCCACACAUAGACAGUUGAGCAUUCUUCAUCCCAUAUACAAGCUCUUGAAGCCACACUUCAAGGACACAAUGCAUAUAAAUGCCUUAGCUCGACACUUGCUCAUCAGUGCUGGAGGGGUGUUAGAGAAAACAGUUUUCCCCGGCAAAUUUUCCAUGGAAAUGUCAGCUUUUACAUACAAAAGUUGGGUUUUUCCCGACCAGGCACUACCUGCUGAUUUGCUAAAGAGGGGAAUGGCAGUUCAAGAUUCUAGUUAUCCUCAUGGACUUAAGCUUGUGAUAGAGGACUAUCCAUAUGCUGUGGAUGGGUUAGAAAUUUGGGAAGCAAUUGAAACUUGGGUGACUGAAUAUUGUAACUUCUAUUACACGUCGAGUGAAAUGGUUGAGGAAGAUGAUGAACUUCAGAAUUGGUGGAAAGAAAUACGCAACGAGGGUCAUGGUGAUUUAAAAGACAGACCAUGGUGGGGAGAGAUGAAAACUAGAGAGGAACUCAUUCAAUCAUGCACCAUUAUCAUUUGGCUAGCUUCUGCUUUCCAUGCAGCUGUGAAUUUUGGACAAUAUCCUUAUGCUGGGUACCUUCCUAAUCGUCCAACAGUGAGUCGUAGGUUCAUGCCCGAGUUAGGUACCCCAGAGUAUGAAGAACUUAAGUCAAACCCUGACUUGGCAUUCCUAAAAACAAUCACUGCCCAGUUCCAAACACUCCUUGGCGUGUCACUGAUUGAAAUUUUGUCAAGGCACUCAACGGAAGAGGUUUAUCUUGGACAGAGUGAGAACACCGAAUGGACUUUGGAUGUUGAACCAUUGAAAGCAUUUGAUAGAUUCUCAGAGAAACUAAUGGAAAUUGAGAGUAAUAUUACCAAAAGAAACAAGGACGAAAGAUUGAAAAAUCGAAAUGGACCAGUGAAGGUGCCCUAUACACUUCUCUAUCCCAACACUUCGGAUCAUUCAAAGGAGGGUGGGCUUACUGGCAAGGGAAUCCCCAACAGCAUAUCCAUCUGAAACUCCUUUUGUAGCUUAUAUAUGUCCUCUCACGUCACUAUGACUAACCAGAGAGUUUGGGUAUUAAAUAAACAAUUUAUGUGAUUA